AUGUCGAAGAGAAUAAUGUGUGAAGUAUUCUGUACUGCUGAGGACUUAGGAAUGGACAUCUUUUAUAGCGAUACCGACAGUAUGCAUCUCUACAAUGAAGAUAUCCCUCGUUUAGCUGAAGAGUUUGAGAAACGUUAUGGAAGAGUUCUCAUUGGUAAAAACCUUGGUCAAUUUCAUAGCGACUUUGCAGAAAUCACAAAAGAUAAACAAAGUUUAGCAUACAAGUUAAUAUUUUGUGGAAAGAAGACUUACAUAGACUUACUCACGAAUGAUUUAAAUGAAGUUGCAUUUCACUGCAGAAUGAAAGACGUGAAGCAAGAUGUUAUUGCUUUAACCGCUAAUGAAAUGUUUCCUGACUCUGUUCAGUGUUUCUAUGAUGAAGAUAAAGGUUUAAUGGUUCCGCAAGGAAAAUUUGACAAAGACUCUGAGUUCAGUGUUAUGAAGUUAUAUAAAGCACUUUAUGACGGUCAAGAGAUUGCAUUCGACUUAUGUAAGUCUUCUAGUCCUUGCUUUGCUGAAAAGUUUAACUUCUCAAUAACGACUAAAACAAGCUUUAUUCGUAAGUUGAAGUUCUGA
Molecule: messenger RNA, 576 nt
Organism: Trichomonas vaginalis G3
Lineage: Eukaryota; Parabasalia; Trichomonadida; Trichomonadidae
Product: organellar and viral DNA polymerase type B
Exons: 1
Coding region: 1-576 (191 amino acids)
Molecular function (GO): nucleic acid binding; nucleotide binding
Source: RefSeq, a predicted model, not a curated record